AUGGAAUCGGCUGCAGUCCUUGGAGCUCUAGACCAAGACAUUGCUGCUGAAAUCCUUCCUAGCACAUCGACUGCAAUAGAGUCAGAUGAAGAGGCGCUCAAGAUAUCAGUUAUUGACGUGGUUGCCGAUAUGAUUGUUAUCUAUGGCUGCAGAGAUGUGCUUAGUUGGUGUCGUAGCGCAGCUGGAGAUUCUGAUAAUGGGCGAAGUUUUAUAAAUGAGCUGAUCGACAUUGUGAUGUGUAAGAAAACUGGACCACUCCUAUGCGUAAAAGCCUGUGAAUGCCUUGCCAAAAUAGUGAUGGCUGAAAGUCUCUCAACUGAGGAUAAUUAUCUAAUCGAGGCUCUUGUUGCGCUGAUCUCGAGGUAUAGUUCUUUUGCUUAUUGA
Messenger RNA from Cylicostephanus goldi, 384 nucleotides. Lineage: Eukaryota; Metazoa; Nematoda; Chromadorea; Rhabditida; Strongylidae. The record is from the annotation of a GenBank genome assembly.